AUGGUUAUUGCUGGUCCACCUCAGCUGGCUCGCCCCCCUCUCCUAUCUGGACAGCCUUUUAUCAUCUUCUGGGGCAUCCCUGACUCUUCCUGCUCCGGUCGACCUGAUGUCAGAACUUUUGGGAUAGAACGGGAGGGCCGAGUGGCUGUGUUUUAUGAAGACACGCUUGGAAACUAUCCGUAUUUUGCAGAUAAAGACACACCCAUCAACGGGGGGCUGCCACAGAACACACGGCUAGACAACCACAUCCAAAAGACCCAGCAGGACUUGGAAACAGCUUUACCUGCCCCAAGGUACCUUGGGUUAGGGGUGCUGCGCUGGGCUGAUUGGAUCCCACAGUGGUCGAGGAACAGAGAGAAGCAGGCUAUGUAUCUGGAGGCAUCGAGGAAACUUUUGAAGGCUUUCUUUCCUAACUGGACGCCGGAGGAGGUGGAGAAGUGGUCAAAGGUGGACUUUGAGGCAGCAGCCCAGUCAGUAAUGAUGGAAACUCUCAGGGAGGUCAGACGAUUAAGGCCCAAAGCAUUAUGGGGCGUCUCCCCUUACCCCAGCUGCUACAACGGCGAACCUGCCCAAACCAUGCUAGCCAAUUACACUGGCCAGUGCCCUGCUGCAGAGAAGGCCCUUAACAAUGAGCUUCUGUGGCUAUGGAAACGAUGCUCCGCUCUCUUCCCUCUCCUCACCCUGGAGAAGAUGCAGGGUGGGACCCCUGGAGGCAGGCUGUAUUUGUCCAGUCAAAUUAAAGAAGCAAUACGAGUGUCAUCUCUAAGUCGGACAGCCUUUGAUCUCCCUGUAUUCCCACUGGUCAAAAGUGUGUACGCCUCAACCAACACUUUCCUGUCACAGGCAGACCUAGUGAGCACCAUAGGCGAGAGUGCUGCCAUGGGAACAGCAGGAGUUGUCAUCUGGGAGAGAAGUGAGACAAAGACAGAGAGAGAGUGUCAGGAACUGGCAGAGUUUGUCCGUACGGUCCUGGGACCCUACACCCUGAAUGUAACCACGGCAGCAGCACUCUGCUCCGCCUCUCUCUGUCAGGGGAAGGGCCGAUGUGUACGUCAAGAUCCAGGAAGCUCUGCGUUCCUCCACCUCCCACCCCCGUUGGAAGUGGUGGAGAAGGUGACGGAAAAGGCUGAAGCAGCAAAAGCCACAGAUCAGCCUGACACAGACACCAAACCAGCGGACCCAGACCCAGCUGAGCUCUGGAAGAAAGACUUCCAGUGCCAAUGGUACAAGACACCGGACAGGGAAGUGUCAGAUCUGCAAUCACCCAAAGAUGGAGUGUCUGGUGGGGUCAAGGUACUUCCCUCACCUUGA
Molecule: messenger RNA, 1311 nt
Organism: Labrus bergylta (ballan wrasse)
Lineage: Eukaryota; Metazoa; Chordata; Actinopteri; Labriformes; Labridae
Product: Glyco_hydro_56 domain-containing protein
Biological process (GO): hyaluronan catabolic process; carbohydrate metabolic process
Cellular component (GO): acrosomal vesicle
Molecular function (GO): hyalurononglucosaminidase activity
Source: RefSeq, a predicted model, not a curated record